AUGUCUUACAAAAUGCAAAAAGCUAACGAGCAAAUCAACUCCAAGAAAGAAACCAAAAGUGUCAAGGCUUUUGUACCUAGACCACUUACACCUUAUAGACUGUUUGCUUUGGAGCAUCUGGAUAUCAAGGACAGAAAUGAGUUAACAGCUCUUUGGGAGAAAGCUUCAGAUACCGAAAAAGAAAAGAUCAUGACUACCUUCAAAAAGCAACAACAGGUAUAUAAGAAUAUUUUAGAUCUUACAAAAAGAAAAGCUGCUAUCUUGAAGGAUCUUGAAGACUUGGAAGAAAAGCUCUGUGAACUCCGCACAUCAUACUUAUCAAGUGUGUCUGAGACUCUAAGGCCUAGAAUCAAGCGUCGAAGGAUAACACCAUUUGGCUGUUACUGCAAGAGUCAGAUACUCUCACUCAAAGAAAAAAAGCCAGAGCUUACAUAUAGAGAAAGGGUGAAAGAGCUCAGAACAGCCUGGAAAGCGAUGGGCACUGACGAAAGGAAGCCUUAUCUCGAGAUGGCGAAAGAAGCCAGAAAAGUAAUUCGCAGUAAGCAAUAA
Molecule: messenger RNA, 549 nt
Organism: Blepharisma stoltei
Lineage: Eukaryota; Ciliophora; Heterotrichea; Heterotrichida; Blepharismidae
Source: the annotation of a GenBank genome assembly